UGCCCGCGGCGGUGCCGGUAUCGGUAGCUGAGUCGUCCCCGGAGGCUCCGCCGCCGGCUCCUGCUGCCCGCAGCCUGCGCUCAGGCAUGGUGUCCGCCGCCCUCGCCUUGGCCUUCCUCCCCUUCCUCCUCACCCUCCUGCUGCGCUACCGCCACCACCUGCUGCUGCUGCUGUGGGGGGUGGCGCUGGGCUGGCUGCGGGACCGCCUGAGCCGGGUGCCCCGGGAGCAGCGGGCAUUCCAGUUCCUGCUGGCACACGCCGUGCCCGGCGACCCCCGCCACAUCCUGCGCACCUUCGACCUCUGGUGCCAGCGCCGGGAGCACCUCAGCUGCGUGGGGCCGGUCAAGGGUCGCAUCGUGGAGAGGCUGCUGGCAGAGAGGGCGCCGCUGAGGCUGCUGGAGCUGGGCACCUACUGCGGCUAUGCCACCGUGCUGCUGGCACAGGGCAUGCCCCCCGGUGCCAGGCUCUACAGCGUGGAGCUGAACCCCCAGCACGCGGCCGUGGCAGAGAAGGUCCUGAGGCUGGCUGGCAUCGACGAGCAGAGGGUGGAGCUGCUGGUGGGGCCCUCGGAGGAGGUGAUCCCCAAGCUGAGGCAGAGGCAGGGCCUGCAGCAGCUGGACUUCGUCUUCAUGGACCACUGGAAGAGCUGCUACCUGCGGGACCUGCAGCUGCUGGAGAGCCUCCAGAUGCUGGCCCCGGGGGCCACCAUCCUGGCCGACAACGUCCUCUUCCCCGGGGCCCCUCACUUCCUGCAGUACGCCAAGAGCUGCGGCAGGUACCGCUGCAGGGUGCACAGGGCCAGCCUCGAGUACUUCGAUGCCAUCCCCGACGGCAUCGCAGAGCUCUGCUACCUUGGCGCCCCCUGA
Molecule: messenger RNA, 866 nt
Organism: Dryobates pubescens (Downy woodpecker)
Lineage: Eukaryota; Metazoa; Chordata; Aves; Piciformes; Picidae
Product: transmembrane O-methyltransferase homolog
Exons: 4
Coding region: 87-866 (259 amino acids)
Biological process (GO): catecholamine catabolic process; dopamine metabolic process; developmental process
Molecular function (GO): catechol O-methyltransferase activity
Source: RefSeq, a predicted model, not a curated record